GCAAAUUUGAACACUUUUUUUAUAUAGUUUUUCCAGCCAUAUCUAAAUAUAGCCAUGAAAGUACGUCAAAAUCAUUGAUCUCGUGUAAGUAUAGACUUUUGCAGAGACUUUUAUAAGGGCAUCUUUUUCUUUUCAAUCACUAGUUGACAAUUUUUUUUCGAUCACAAUGAUCACAAUACUUUUGCACAGACUUUAUCUCAUUAUAAUUAAAUAUUUUUCAUACUCAGCUUUUUCUUAAUUUUUUAAUCAUUUAAUCACAAAAGCAAACUGUACGACCACAGUAAUUAAUAAAUACCAUUAGAAUUUUUUCAUGCAAUCAUAUUAAUAAUAGCAGAUCAUGUUCAAUAAGUAAAUAUUGUUUUUGGUUAUAGAGACGAAGGUACACAUAAUUUACCACCUAAGAUAAAUUUUUUGCCACAAAUAUAUUUCCAUAAUAUAGUGUACGUAGUAAAAAAAGGAGCCGUAUUUUUGAUACAUCCAAAUAUGCCACAGUUUGGUUUCUACUGAUCCCUGAAAGUAUUGGAACGAACAAGCUUCAUGGCUAUCCCAGAGGAUAUGACUGUCUCACCGUAUUCCGAAAAAGAAAGGACUGUAAAACGAAGAAGAAAACCAAAAACGACUGCGGUCCGUAACACACGGGAGAAAGAGAAAGGUGGUGAAACGAUAUACAGGUCUUUACAAGUAAAUGUCUAUCCAAAUCACUCACAAUCGCAACUGUUGAAACGGUGGAUAGGAUUAUCGAGAUAUGCGUAUAAUUGUGUUAUCAGGAUAAGUAAGCAAAAACGUUACUAUGAGAAGGAUUGUGCGUUGGGUCCUGCGCAACUGAAAUGGGUAACAUUGCAACCAUACGCUAUGCGCUGAUGCGCAUGCAGUAGUUCGUCUUGGCAUGCUGCUGCGUGGGAUCCUGGGAAUAACUCCCGCUGCCAUUAUUGACGAAACCAUAGACGAGGCGCUGAUGGCUAAAGAAGAGGUAGUUAGACGAAACGUUGAUAGACAGCAGGGUCCUCCGCCACAUUCUUAUCUUAUAUGUCAUUAAAGUUUCGACUGAUUACAACAAACUCAAGUAUGAAACUAACAGAGAACUCUGGCCUUUGCAUUUUGAGAAGAGGAGAAAAAAUAAUAAAUGGCCUUUUCCGCACAAGGUGUGUUGCAGUAGCAAGCUUACAUAUUCUCGUAAACUAAAAGAUUCAUUAAUAGUAAUAACUUAUGUAAUGAGGACGUGGCAGGACCAAACAAAUAAGUGAUUUGAGUGAAUGUAGAGAUCAAAGAGUGUAAUUUAAUUUGAUAAAUCUUUGAUUUAUUAAGUAAUAUUGCUUUUAUAGUGUGUCAAUUCUAAGGUGACUCGUAUCUCAUUACGGUUUUUCUUAUUUAACCAUGCAAAUCAUCAGCUUGAGUUGGACAUACAUAUCUUAAUUAGUCUUAAUCACGUAUUUGCCUUAAAACGAAAAUAUUAUUGCAAGUAGGAUUUUCAGCUUUUGCAAUAAAAGUAUAUAUUUGUAGGUAUACAGAACAUCUUAAUGACGAGAAGUACCAACAUCAUUAUCAAAGAAUCGAAAUCGCAUUGUCGUUUCAAAACAUCAGAUGUUUAAUACCAUGAUUACCAUCCAAAUUGGGUUUCUAUACUUAACGACUACCUCUAUAAAAACAGUUAAUUCUUUUGUAGACGAAUAGUUACGGUUUGAUAAAAUGGAGAAGAGAACAAAAUAAGAGAUCAGAAUAAAUAACCUAUACGAAUACUGUCAUUAAAAUCCUUGAUGAAAAAAUGAAGCAUGUAAAUUGUUAUAAAUAUAACUUAUAACUGUGCCCUGCCCUGGGCUUAAAACAUUAAGUUGGCGGUAACAUGAGUGAAAGCUUAUGGCAAUGUUGUUUGGGUAGUUUACUACUAUGGUAGAUAGAGGUGCCUGCAGUUCUUUUUAGUUUGUAAUUUUUUAUAUCAAUUGUUUUGUACUGUUUAAAUACAGUAUAGUAUAUAUCUGAUAUAUAAUAAUAGUCUUUAUGUUUUUUAUAAAUGGACAUUACGCCAGAGAAGAUAAUUCAUUGAUAAUGUAACCCGCAUCGUCAUCUAUUUAAUUGUAUCUUUUGAUGUAGUGACGGUGUCAUAGUAUGAUUUCCGAUUCAUAAUAACUUAAUACGUUAAAUUUCAGACUGAAUCUCCAAUUAACAUAAUGAUAUUGUAUUUAAUGUUUGAUCAUGAUAAUUCCCAUUUCUUGAAACUCAUAAUAUGAUAUAUAAAAAAAAUUUGUUUGCAGUUACCAUUCAACCAUAUAAAUGUCAUCGAUUCAAAUCGGACUCGAGCUCUAGUCAACGUUAUAACUUUAACUAAUAUAAUUUUAAUUAUGAUACAAAGAAUAUUACUAUACCUAAACUUUUUCCGUUACAUAUUUCGAUUAUUUCAUGCAUCCAAUUGUAGUUACAUAAUAAUAAUUAUCUUUUUUGAAUCGAAAAAUAUAUAUAACUUUUAUCAUUAUAUUAAUAAUCAAUAUCUCACUUAAG
Rhizophagus irregularis DAOM 181602=DAOM 197198 is the source of this 2493-nucleotide messenger RNA. Lineage: Eukaryota; Fungi; Glomeromycota; Glomeromycetes; Glomerales; Glomeraceae. The record is from RefSeq and is a predicted model, not a curated record.